Esox lucius (northern pike) is the source of this 3387-nucleotide messenger RNA. It is a transcript of the gene c5ar1, whose product is annotated as C5a anaphylatoxin chemotactic receptor 1. The record is from RefSeq and is a predicted model, not a curated record. Bases 393 to 1445 code for a protein of 350 amino acids. Lineage: Eukaryota; Metazoa; Chordata; Actinopteri; Esociformes; Esocidae. Gene Ontology annotation, biological process: phospholipase C-activating G protein-coupled receptor signaling pathway; complement receptor mediated signaling pathway; positive regulation of cytosolic calcium ion concentration. Gene Ontology annotation, cellular component: plasma membrane. Gene Ontology annotation, molecular function: G protein-coupled receptor activity; complement receptor activity. The transcript is spliced from 2 exons.
AUUCAAAUGUAUAGUGUAGUUGAACUAUGAUUUUGUAAGGCUUGCUGUGAACAUAGUACAAGCCACUAACAUUAGCAAUGUAGUUCGUGGGAUUCAUUUUAAUAAGAAAGAAAAAUCCUAUUAGUUUUGCAGAAAAGUAUAGUUAAAUUACUUGACUAAUUUGCCUUUCAGAGGUUUCUGCAAAGUAUUAUCUUUUGACGUGAUCAGUAGGCUGAAAUAUGUCUAUAUUAGGCAAUACAUUACCAUUUUCACAGUUCCUGAUAAUAAAUUAGGCCUUGGUUGGUCAAGACAUAUGUAGAAAUAUAUUGUGGUUCCACUAUUUCUCAGAGAAUUAAUAGAUUGAGUACAAAGACAUCCAAGCCAUCAGCGUAAAAUCUAAGUUACUUCAAAGCAUGGAUUAUGAUUAUUCAGACUUUUUCAGUGAUGAUGAGUUGAAACAGCUGAACUUGUCUGAUAUUAUCAGACCAGAUAAAUAUGUUCCUGCACUUGGGCCCCGCCACCUGUUGGUAUUGGUGUUCUAUGCCCUGGUCUUCCUUCUGGGGGUCCCAGGAAAUGCUCUGGUGGUGUGGGUAACAGGCUUCCGAAUGCCGCGCUCCGUCACUUCUCUGUGGUUCCUCAACCUAGCACUUGCUGACUUGCUGUGCUGCCUGUCCUUGCCCCUUCUUAUGGUGCCACUGGCCAUGGACCAGCACUGGCCAUUUGGGACCGUGGCCUGCACGCUAAUUAAGGGCCUCAUCUUCCUGGUCAUGUAUUGUAGUGUGCUGCUGCUGGUACUCAUCAGCCUGGACCGCUGGCUGCUGGUCAGCCGGCCAGUGAUAUGCCAGAACUGGAGGAGGCCUAAAAAGGCUGCCUGGGUGUGUGUCUGUAUUUGGCUUUUGUCUCUGCUGAGCAGCAUUCCCCAGUUUGUCUAUGUGAAGGAGGUUCAGUUAAGCAGCAGCAAGUCUGAGUGCAAGGGAUCUUACACAAGAACCAGCGCUUGGGCUGUUACUAUAAUGCGGUUCCUUAUGGGUUUCAUACUGCCAUUCGUAGUUAUUGUGGCAUGUCAUUUGGUUGUGUACAAUAGGGCAGGGCAGAGGUCUGGGACGAGGUCUGUCAGGGGUGGUGAGAUUCGCUCCAGUCGCACCUUGAGGGUUAUUAUUGGUGUGUCGUUGAGCUUCUUCUUGUGCUGGCUCCCACUGCACAUACUGGACAUCCUUGAACUGUUGACACCCCGGGACUCACCACACAGUCCAAAUGUACAGCUGGCACAUGUCCUGGCUAUGUGCCUGGCCUAUUGCAACAGCUGCCUCAACCCGCUGCUCUACGUAUGUCUGGGAAGAAGCUUUAAGCAGAGUAUGAAUCGCUCCCUGCGCAGUGUGUUCAACUUUGCGACUGAAGAGCCGGUACCCAGAAAAAGCAUAACAAAGAGCACAUCAGAAAAAACUCAAGAGAUGGCAAUUAUGUGACCGUGUAUGUGUGUAUGUGCCUGAGUGUGAGAACACUCGGAAUCGGUUAAGUCAGAGUGUUUUGUGACAUUGAUUACUAUUGUGUUGUGUGUUGUGUAAAGAAAACAGGAACUUCAGCCUGCUGUAAUAUUGCUGCCAUCACUCCCAUGUACACAUGUAUUCAAUUGCAUUUGGCUUUAUACAGCUCUGGAAAAAAUUAGAAAAGGUGCAGUGGUCUCUUAAUUUUUUCUGGAGCUGUAUGUACUUGGGUUGAGAUUUUAAUUGAAAUUCACGGAAAAGUAAUUUGGACAUUUAUCAAAUAUUUAUGUCAUGCAAUAAAAUGCAGAUUAAUUCUUGUUUUAUUCCGUCUCUCACAGUUGAAGUGUACCUAUGAUAAAAAAUUACAGACCUCUACAUGCUUUGUAAGUAGGAAAACCUGCAAAAUUAGCAGUUUAUCAAAUACUUGUUCACCCCACUGUAUGUAAUGUGUAAAAUAAUCAGAUAAUAUAACCAACCUGUUAAUGAGCACCCCAGAGCAGGAGAUAUGCUUCAAAAGGAACCGAUGUUACUUAUUAAUUUUAAUAUACAUAUUUUAUAUUAGUACCCAUUCCUGUUAAAUAUAUAUCUGUUUGUAUUGAAAUGUUUUGAAACAUUGAAACCAAGUUGUUUCUUUAAAAAACGUCUGUGUCUGUGAUUCAGCUGCAAACACCCAUUUCCUUCCUCUCCAUCACAAAUAUAGACAAAUCUGUCAUGUGCUUUUAUCAGAAAUCAUUUUCACUUCAUCUUUACCGAUGAGUACUCUGUUUUACAAUAUGGUGCCAGGAAGCAUAGACUGGAAUGUGUCCCUGGUUGUUAAGAGGGACUAUUCUUCAAGACUAGUUUUGCAAUCUUAAGGUUGCCUAUUUGGGGAAGCUGCAUGUUCCUCACUUCUGCCUGUAUCUAUGGUUUUGGUCUUCUUAAACUCUCCGGAAAACAAAAAGAUUCAAUAUUCAAAUUUUUAAGAACUUGCUUUGGAAAACAGUUACAUUACCAACUACUUUCUUUUGAGACAGACCUCAGCAAUCAGGAGUAAUCAACAGACAUUUUUAUUAUUUACAAUAAAUAAAUCACUCUUUAAAGUUAGGAUAUUGAGUUCCCGUUUGUCAGAGUAGCACUGGCAAACCCCAGUUACACACAACUUGUAUACAUUAUUUUGUAUCUAUUUUUGUUAUUAUUAUUAUUAAACCUUUAUUUCAACAAGGAACACAGACUGAGACCAUGGUCUCAUUUACAGCUGGGCCCUGCAUAUAUGUUUACACAUAUAGUAAGAUUAAAAACAAAGAGAAAAAGAACAGUAUAGAGACAAAACAAGAAACAGAUUAGAAGACGCUUAAACACAAGGCAAAGUACAUUGCUUUAAACACUGGUGAUAUUCCCUCAGUGGCCUCGUGUUUUUAGAAGGUAUUGCGAUGGUCUGUGCUGUCCCUUAGGUGUGCUAAACAAACGCAGCGCACAUGUUUUCAAAGCCUAUGAAACACCCGUGAAAGUACAAAUCAUGUAUUACUCUCGAGUUUUACAUACAAGUCAUCUACAAUCUGAGCAUGUCUGACGUACCACUCUGGAAGAUUUACUUUCAUCAGAUACCCUAACCCAGGGACCUACUGAACACACACAAGGCCCUUCAACACAUCAAAACAUGUAGCUUAUUUUAACCAUGGAAAGGAUCCUACGAUCAUCCCCCACUGUUGUCUUCCAUGGACAUCCAGGCCUGUGUGUUGCAGAGCUCACCAGUGUGUUCUUUUUUUCUCAGGAUGUACCAAACUGUUGAUCUGGCCAUGUUCCUGCUAUCUGUCAGAUUUUUUUCCUCCAGCCUAAGGAUUGCCUGUUUCACCUGUUUUGGGAGCUCCUUUGACCUCAUGUUGUGGGUUCACAGCAACAGCUUCCAAAUGUGAAUGCCACACCUGGAAUCAACUCCAGAACUUUU